Messenger RNA from Lodderomyces beijingensis, 1383 nucleotides. NCBI's taxonomy places the organism in Eukaryota, Fungi, Ascomycota, Pichiomycetes, Serinales, Debaryomycetaceae. The record is from the annotation of a GenBank genome assembly.
AUGCCCCGCGAUAUUUCGCCACUGCAUGAAUUGAUAGCUCAUUUCUUAAAGGAUAAUGGAUACGGGGAAACUUUAGCACAAUUUGAAAAAGAACACGGCAAACCCAUCCAGCCCAAACUUCUCAACAAUGUUGAAUCAUUAUCAGAUAUAAUAGAGGAUAGAUUAAACUACAACACGUUGGUAGAGGAACUCAACAAAUCGAACAUCGACUCGGUGGCUGAAAAUUUACCACCGGCGUUGAAAGCCAUUGCAGAUUCCCAAUUUGAAGAUUGGAUACUGCCGUUCCCACAUACACCACGUCAACUAGAUGGCAUUAGUGCGUUGAUUCUAUCUAGUGCUUACGAUGCUGCAACUGGAGAUGUUUAUUUUACAACCAACGACGGUCGAGUCUUGCUUAGGAGCCGCGACGAGGAAAUCAAAUCGUUCAAGCUUGGUGAGAUCAUCAAGAAAGUUAUGAUUAUAGACAACCAAGAGACAAUUGCGUUAUUGGCAAUGAGCGGGAUGCUAUAUUUGAAACGUACUAGGAGUUUGGAGAGUAUAUCUCAAUUUGCUACAGGCUCGCGAUUUGUUGUUGAUGCCCAGUAUAUUCGCCUUGGCAAAGAGGACUAUAUUGUCACGUUGGCAUGGAAUAAUUCACUCAAGUUGAGUAGAGUCAAAGCCAAAGAAAAGCAAGUUGAGCAAGUAUCGGAAUUGAAAUUGAAUCAACAGGGCACAUGCUUUGGACUCACUAUAUAUCGUGAUCGAUUGGUUUUGCUAUUGGGCAAAUUAGACAAUACGUUAUUGGAAGUGUAUACACUUGAGGGGGAGGUGGAGGAGGAGGAUGGGAAGAAUAAGUUUGAAUUAAAGUACAAGAUAUCGAUAAAUGACGCCGAGUUUACCACUGCAAGUUUUUCGCCGCGCAGAAUCAUAAUCUGGAAUAGUGGUGAGCACGCCGGGGAGAUUCCCUUGGUGGCGGUGGCUACAUCCCACGAACCAUAUAUGCGUGUUAUUAUAACUUCACUAAUAGAUUUUGACGCCGUCACCAGCACCAGCACCAGCACUGAAAUACGUAGGAAUCAGAUUAUCAGGAAUUUGAAUACAAUGUCUCCCCAGGAUAAAUUUUCCCAACCUAUAAUUGCAUGGAGAUUGGGAACUGAGAAGAACAACAACAACAAGGUCUCAGGGAUAUGGGUUAUGGGGGAUGAUGGAGUUAUAAGAGGUAUGGACGUUGUUAGUGGCGAUGUUGCUGUUGAAUUGAAAGACGACAUCACUAAUACCGGUCAAGGUCAGAGCAAGAGUCAGACGAACCAUGGCAAAAUCAAGGAAUUCAUUGGAUUUGUUGACCAAAAUAGAGAGACUUUGAUUAGCUGUGCUGUUGAUAAACUGAUUACUCAAUGGACGUAA